UCGAAUUCCUACAAAAACUUACCGCAAAUGCUAUUCGUACUCACAGUUGACAUUUAUUAAUUGAUUUAUUUUCUUAAAUAUUUUUUCAUUCAUUUUUAACGUUCGGGGUCUGUGAAUGCAUCACGGCGCAGCUGCGCACAUAAGACAAGGACGAAGUUUUUUAUUUUAUUUUAUUUAUUUAUUUUCUUCCAUAAGUCGCUGUAUCCUUCACUGACCACAAUACUUUGAAUUUAAAGUAAAUAACGACUCGCAGUCACUUGCUAUUUAUAGUAGCUUUCGUGUAUUAUGUAAGCUGUGACAUUAAGCCUAGUAUCAAUAUUUAAAUGAAUAAAAUGUUUUAUUCUCUCCCACCCUCCCUCACCUCAUAACAUUAUUAUGUCUGCAGGGAUUACUCUGCAUACAGUGCCACACUGAUGCUUCUGCUGCUGGGUGAUGGAAGCAAGUAGGAGGAACUUCUGCCUCUUUUUUGCUUAAAAAAAUGACAGGACAUCCUUUUAGAGCUGCUGCAGCAGGGGUGGAUUUGGCUUUCAGUCUCCUGCAUUGCACAAUCUUUCUCCUCUGCUCGGACUGAUAAAGACAAAAGAGGGAGCACAGCAAAACCAGGGAAAAGGGAAGGAAGGGGAACAGCUGUGGAGGGCUAAGGAGAGUGUGGAGGGGGAUAAUAGAUUACAGAAAAUAGGGAGAGGUUGGAUGGAAAACAUAAGAAAUUAAGAGAAGACAGGGACAGGAAACUAAGGAGAGAGUGAGUAACACUGCAGUAGAAUGAGGGUUAAAGUGAAAGGAAGAGCUGAGAAGCAUUUGAGCUGGCAGCCUCUCGCACGCCACUCAGGAUCUGACGCUUUCUGAAGAAGCAAGAAAAAGGAGUCCACCGUGGAGCCCAGAAGGAGAAGAAGGAGGGGGGCGGAGGAGGAGGAAGCCAGAGGUUCGACACACAAGAUGGCUGCUGUGUCCUCUGCCUCUGACACCGGGGACCCCAGGGGCCGCCAUCCACCUGAACGCCGCCUACUGAUCCUGGGGGGCCCGCAGUCAGGCAAGACGUCCUCUGCUAACACCAUCCUUGGGGAUGAGUUCUUCGACGCUGGGACCGAGACCACGCACAGCAACGUGGGCCAGACCGAGAUCUACGGCCGGCGCGUCACUGUGGUCGACACUCCAUCUUGGGUCAUCCCGGCUGACCCCGAGGACGAAGAAGAAACUGAUACCAACGACAAUGCUGGUGCAGAGUCAGAGAGCCCGGCACGCCCUCCUCCAAGUCUGGACAGCGAGGGGCCGUGCAUGGGGGCUAUCCUCUGCCCUCCUGGUCCUCACGCUAUCCUGCUGGUGGUGUCGGUCACCCAACCAUUCACUGACACUGAAAGGAGGGCUGCAGAGGAGCAGCUGGGGGCGUUAGGUGGAGGGACCUGGAGGUACUCCAUGGUCCUUUUUACAUGUGUGGACAAGCUUCCCAAAGGCGUUUUUAUUGAGGAGCACAUAGCAAACACCGGAGAGUCCCUUCAGUGGCUGGUGGAAAGAUGUGGAAGCAGGUAUCAUGCCUUUGAUAACACUCGGAAAGAGACUGAGGAAAACACUCAAGUACCCGAGCUAAUGGAAAAGGUUGAGGAAAUGAUCACAGACAACCAAGGCUGGUACUUUGAAGUGAAUGAGCUGAUUUUACUGGAGGAAGAGCAAGCUAGGAGAGCUCUGGAGGAAGAGAGGAUGAGGAUGGAGGAGCAUGCCAGGCAGAGGGAGCAGAUGAUCGGAGGACCUCCCAGAGAAUUGAGGUUACUGUUAUUAGGCUGGAAGGGUGUUGGGAAGAGCUCAGUGGGGAACGCCAUCCUCGGCCGUCGGUACUUUGAAUCGGGCCAGGAGACGGAGCUGUGCCUUAGAAGGCAAGCGCUGGUGUGUGGCCGUCGCGUCACUAUUGUCGACACCCCGGGCUGGGACUGGUUCUCAGUGAGGCGAACCCCAAAGCGAAUCCGGCAGGAGUCCCAGCGUGGUGCUGCGCUCCUGCGACCUGGACCCCACACCCUGCUGCUGGUCCUGCCCGUCGUCUCAUCCCUCACUGCCAGGAAGAGGAGAACGCUCCUGGCGCACAUAGAGACCCUGUUUGGUGACAGCGCAUGCCUCCACACCAUGGUGCUGUUCAGCUGCGGUGAUUGGCUGGGACGCACACCCAUCGAGGAGCACAUCCUCAGAGGCGGGCGGGAGCUGCAGAGACUGCUUGAGUUCUGUGGGAACUAUUAUCAUGUCCUGGACAGUAAGACACCCGGCAAGGACAGGAGUGUGUCGGUCCUUCUGGAUAAGAUAGAGGAGAUGAUCAGGGAGAACGGCGACAAGGCUUUCCUUCCCAUUCAAACAGAGUGGUUGAGCGAGGAGAGCUCCUACUCGUCUGACAACACCGAACCAGAGGACGACUGUCGAGGAUGCCAGCUACAGUGAAUCCAUCAAAGAGGGAAGUUGCCUGGCUCUCUUUUCUCGAGUCUUCAGCAGGCCCAAACAUCACCUCAUGUAAUGUUAACCUCAUUUUGAUGUCGCUCUCCAACUCUGAAGAGUUUCAGGGAAGAACAAAGGGUUAGGAUCGGACGUCUGGUUAUGCUUAACUCUGUGUUAGAAAAAAAGACCAACUCCACUGUUUACUGAGCAAAGCUCCCGUUGGACUAACAGUGAACGAAUAACCACGUGAACCAGUGACGUUCAGAACAGAUACGUCAAAUUCACGAGGAGGAGAAAUAAUAUGCUGCAAGUGACCAGAGCUCAAACAGUGCUGCUGCUAAAGAAACCACGGUCCAACAUCUUUGUAGGUUUGUGUUCAGUCUGAACGGAUAAGCUCUGCAUUACAAGCUGAACCAGAAAAGGUAGGAUCAUGUCUGCAGCAAGUCUGACACUCGUGAUUAUUGGAAGAGUAGGAGUUAUCUCUUUGUGUACGUCUUUGUACAGUCAUCCCUCUCUGCACCAGAUGCCAUUACUGCUCAUUGCUCAGUUUAAAUCAGGUCAGCUCAAAUGAAAGCAGAUACCAAACCAAAAAGCAUGGACAGUGAGACAAAAACACUGUGUUGUAACAUGAGCUCCACAGUGCAGAAACCUUUUAGUUUACAUCCUCCACGAUUAUAAAACCAGACCAUGAGGUAUUCUCUGGUCACUCAUAUGCAGGUUAUUAAAAAAAUCUCUUCAUUAAAGUUUGAUUAGAGUCUGCUCAGGGAGUCGGGGUUAAACUGAUGACUUAAGAGCAAAAUCUGGCACAUUUACAGAAAGGCUGAUUUAUGCUGAUUGCAAAACUGCAGACGUGAGUCCCAUAGCAAAUCAUUCUGGUGUCUUAAUGCGAGUAUUUGCUUUAGAUUGUGGGGACUGUGCCGUUUGGUUGCAAUGGGUAGAUUGGGCUCAUCUGUUUAAAGUAGCAAACAAGUAUUUUUGCUUAGUAUUCAUGCUCAAAAGGAGCUCUGAAUAAGUUAGGGAGGGCUGCACUGAAACUUUGCAGUCUCAGAUCCCCGUGGAGCAGCUCGGGCUGCCUCUGUCAUGCAUCCUGCGCAAAUAUCGACAAGGUAGAUUCAGCUAUGUGCCUCAGCAUCAAAGCGUGAGAGUGGGAGUACAGCCCUGCAGCAGCAGCAGAGCUGUAUCCUAAAGGCUACAUCAAGCUUUCGCAUGCUACAGAAACAAAAUAACCUCAUGAACCAUUCAAGCUCACACAGGGCCUUUCCUAUCUGCUAACCUUUUCUACUUCAACAAGGCAUCAGUGGUGAUAUUUAAAAAAAAAAAACAAGGAAUAUGUAAAUCUAUACCCAGCUGUCAGAGGCAUGUUAAGAGAUCGCAUGCAAACAAAUGAGUGCCUCUAGAGUUCAAGGCAACCUCACAUCUUUAUUCCUUUGACUCCUGCUCCACCUUAACUUCAAAAAAAGACUAGUGGAUGAGCGGAAGAAACUUCACUGAAAGGUACAACUAGAAGUGUAUAUAAUUUGUGAUGGAUACCACUGCCAUGCUGUAAACAUUCAUUUUCUACCCAUGAUGACGUAGCCAGCAAAACAACACCCUGCCGCUGCUCCCCCGCUGUGUUUUACUGACUCUGUGCUUCUCCUAGUACCGUAGGCUACCGCUGCACUUAGCGCAUCAAGCAUGACUUAAGUUUCAUCAGAAGAUGUAUCAAACACGCAUUCAGAGUCCUCGAGUCCUGCUCCACCUGUUAAUGUUGUGAAAGCAGUGUGUAUUUGCAGUGUAAAAUUAUGUUCAAUUGUAAGCUCUUAGCAAAGCAUUUUGCACUGUAUAAGUUUCACCACUUUACUGUAGCCAAAGUGACUGUGCAGUCUUUCCUGUAUGGUAAUUACAUCAUCAGUACUUUGAUCAUCCUUUGACAACAAUAAAAGACAUAAACCCA
Molecule: messenger RNA, 4345 nt
Organism: Melanotaenia boesemani (Boeseman's rainbowfish)
Lineage: Eukaryota; Metazoa; Chordata; Actinopteri; Atheriniformes; Melanotaeniidae
Product: GTPase IMAP family member 8
Exons: 7
Coding region: 937-2418 (493 amino acids)
Molecular function (GO): GTP binding
Source: RefSeq, a predicted model, not a curated record